This is a messenger RNA of Neurospora crassa OR74A, 3246 nucleotides long. Its product is annotated as VTS1. The record is from RefSeq and is a predicted model, not a curated record. Gene Ontology annotation, biological process: nuclear-transcribed mRNA poly(A) tail shortening; regulation of mRNA stability. Gene Ontology annotation, molecular function: protein binding; mRNA binding; translation repressor activity. The transcript has 5 exons. Gene Ontology annotation, cellular component: P-body. The coding region runs from base 873 to 2735 and encodes 620 amino acids. Lineage: Eukaryota; Fungi; Ascomycota; Sordariomycetes; Sordariales; Sordariaceae.
AAUGAAACGACAGCCGGCGGAGGCACCUCACUGCACCUACUGCUGCAGUGAUUGCGCAUGAGAUCCAAUUCUCGGCUGCCCGCCUUGACUUUCCAACUUCCACUCUGAGGUGUGCUUGGAAAUCUUGCACCCGGACUUCCACUUUGAGUUCCUGUCGAACUACUUCAGUCACUUUCAACUUGCAAGUUACCAGUCCCGUCCCUAAUUCCGCUCCUCUCCUUCCCGCCAGCUAUCGACCUAACUGAGAAACCACCGAACCUGAUUCACAACCCGCUCGAUCACGGCCGCAGCGUUAGGUUCGACUGGACACUCUUGCGAUUGACGACUGACGCCGGCGCGUGAAAGAGGCCAUCAGCCAUCCCGUCAUCACCACCGCUGCUGCUGGCACAGGCUGAAAGGGCAGCCAAAGGAAGAGGGCAGGACCUGGGGGUUUCCAUUCCAGUACCUAUACCAUAUUGGGGGUUUCUUCCAGUUGUUGUCUUGAAUACCAGGAUACGUCCAUCGUUUUAAAUGGAUAACCGACAUCGCUAAACGUCAUCCUUCUUUGCGCAAUCUUCGACACUCCUUUGAGGCCAGCCGGUUACUGCAGGAGCUUUCGCAAGUUCUCGCGCCCAUUCUACACGCCCUCUUUUCGCACACACACACACACUUCGAUCGCGUCGACUUCGAAAGUCUCGCUCGACUCCGCCUAAUCCCAAGCAAUAAUUCUCCAAUCACUUUACAUACGCAACUGGAGGAGGACUUCAGGCCGUCUGCCUUGUUUCAGCGUUGCCUCGGGACCCUAGCAAUUCGGUUACAAUUCUUCAGGCAUCUUUCCGACUAGCUUUUCCCCGACUCGCGACCUCGUCCCUCCCCGACACUCGGUUCCGAUCAUGCUCAAUAUGUCCAACAUCAUGAGCAACCGCAACAGCACCCCCGAGGCUAGCAACGUCUCUUCUCUGAGGCCCCCCUCUUCCCGUGCCAUUGGCUCCAACCAUGGCCUUCGCGCCUCUGCCGAUGUAGCCGCUCUCACCGGCGCCCAGGCCGCCGCAAGCCGAAUCCGCCCGUCGUCGGACUUCUACGGCCAGCCGCAGUCCGGCCAGGUGCAGGGCAAUGCCGAGCUGGAUCCUCAAGACAAGCUGGCCCAGCAGUGGAUUGCCGACAUCGAUCAAUAUGAGACCACCCUCGAGGAGAUGGCCGCCGCUACGCUUGAUCAGGAUUUCAAGGAUGAGCUCAGCGCUAUUGAACAGUGGUUCCGCGUCCUUAGCGAAGCUGAGCGCACAGCUGCCCUGUAUGCUCUGCUUCAGCAGACUACUCAGGUUCAGAUCCGUUUCUUCAUUCAGGUCCUUCAGCAGAUGGGCAAGAACCACCCCAUGUCGGGAGUUUUGUCCCCUGCUAACUUUGACAAGGAUCCCAUGUCGAGCCGCUUGAGUGAUGCCAUGGGCAAGCUGGAAGUGGGUUCGGCCCGUAACUCCCUUGCCCGCCCCAGUGGCGGUGCCAACAAGAGACACUCGGGUCUGGAUCAGACCACAAUCAAUACCAUGUUCCCGGAUGCUGUUGCGGCCAUUGCGACGGAGAAGGCCAAAUUCACGCAGCAGACAGGCAACCCUCCGCCUUCGAACCGUAACAGCCUGGUUGACAACCGCAACUCCCUCGCUGCCCCCACGGUUUCCGGCCCCAAGGAUGACAUCAAUGGACAAAACCCGGCCUCUCCGUGGGGUCCCAGCGACACUUCUCGGCCCAAGUCGUCCACCGGCCAGACUCCGAUGGGCCAAUUUGUGCAACCUCCGCCGUCGGCCGGUGGUUUGCGCUCCCCUCGCCCUCCGCAGCUGAGCAGCAACACAAACAUCCAGAGCACGACCCUCACCGCGGCUGAGCCGCAGCUGACCGAGCUCCCGCUGCUAUCCCCCUACACUUCUAGUGGUAACUGGGCCUCGAUGGUCAACACGCCCAUGGUUCCAACUUUCGGCCAAACGCAAGGAAACAACGCCGAUAUGGUAGCCAACGCGACAGCAAUGAAGCUGGCCGCACUCUCAACGGUAAACAAUCGCUUUGCUUUGGACGACGCUCGCCGCUAUCGUCGUGCUCGUUCCAACGACGGGGCACCUGGCCAGAGUCACGCUCAGCAUCCCCUAUCGCCGGGCCCUCAGGGAAUUCCGAGCACCAAUGUGGUCAUGAUCAACGAGCACGGGCAGGUCUUGAGCCACGACCAUGUUUUGGCGCUUCAGCAGCAACAACAACAAGGCCUGCAACAGGGUCUUGGCGGCUUUGGCGGUCAUCGUUCACGCCCCACCUCACCCGGUAUUGCGAUGCCCAACUACGGCUCGGCGCUGCAGUUUACUUCGCCGCAGAAUAAUGGCUUCCUCAGUGCGUAUGACGGCGGUGCACCCGGCUUGAUCAACAAUGGACUGGUUCCAAUGAUGGGUCAAUUCAACCUGGGCGGUCAUCACGCAGAGGGCUAUCUUUCGGACCAUUCUGAAAUCAACCGUGGCCGCUCUCCGCGUGGUCGGAGAGGCAGCUCGAAGCCGCCCGAGGAUCCUACCGACCCUACUCUCCUGCAGGAUAUCCCUAGCUGGCUGCGGAGCCUGCGUCUGCACAAGUACACAGACAACUUGAAGGACAUGAAGUGGACGGACUUGAUUGAGCUGGACGACAAGCAGCUGGAGGAGCGUGGUGUCAAUGCUUUGGGUGCUAGACGCAAGAUGCUCAAGGUCUUUGAACAAGUCAAGGAGGCCAAAAAAGAAGGCAAAAUCUAGCAUUGACGGCUGUUGUGCUAGAGAUACAGGAUAGAUGGCACCCCCGCACACCCGAGAUAGGCGCCCACUGGACUCGCCAACAACAAGGUACUUCAAGCAUAGCUUGUCACUGAUCACGCAGGGAAGAAGUGUUGGGGUUUGCCGUGAUCGCGGUCGGGAUAUAUGAUGGUGCAGCUGGUAGGAGUUACUGACAACCCGAUUUCUUUCUUUCUCUCUUUCGCUCUGUUUUAAUGUCCAAAAUGCAAUAUCUUUGUUACCUAUAUAUGGGGACAGGAGGCAGAUCUUUUUUUUUUUUUGAGUAGAGCUGAGUUGAUGGGCAACAAUGAUUCCCACUCAUUUUCACAUGUCUAGGCAAUCAAACAAACACAUCUGAAGGGUAUUAUGAGGAACCAGGUGAAGAUAAUUAGGUACGCGAACGUAUACAACGUGAAAUAUCAGUGGCAGCCGUUGCGAUACGGAAUUUGCGGCAGUGAAAGCCCAGAUCCCAAGCCUGGAAUACGUAGUUGAUUUG